Dujonia railenensis is the source of this 4257-nucleotide messenger RNA. The record is from the annotation of a GenBank genome assembly. Lineage: Eukaryota; Fungi; Ascomycota; Pichiomycetes; Serinales; Debaryomycetaceae.
AUGAGUUCUAUUUCUCUAUUAGCAAGCUAUUUGGACCCACAGCGGAAGUCGGAGUUGGCGCAAAAGCUUGCACUGGAACUCGAUUCUUGCUCUUCCUUGUCCCUUUUGUGCGACCUACUUCCAUCUUUAGAUGAUGCAUCAAAGGAUGCGAUCUACCCCACGGUUUUCCAAUUUUGCUCCACAUCCACCGAUUACGAGGUAAUCAGUAGACUAUCAUCGGGACUUCCCAGGUUAAACAAGGACUUAUUCGAAAGGGCCACCUUUACUUUGAAAAACUUCCUUCAAGCUACGAAAGUCAACUACUUGCCAGAAUUUAAGAAGUUGAUCAUUGAAAAAGUAUCACACCAACAAGAUGGUCUUGUAAAUAUAGACUCUGACUCUAUUGUAUCCACGCUCGAAUUCUUCGAGUACAUGUUUAUGAAUAAGCAUGAUGGAAUUGAUUCGGAAUUGGACUACUGCUUAGUACUUCUUCUAGGAUACAGUGAUGAAGAAGUCAGCUCCAAAGUCUCAUCCAUGCUUAGGUGGAGAAUAAAUCAAGAUUCUUCCGAAACGUACUUAGAUACAAAUUUCUUAUGGAAAAGCAUCUUUGCAUUAGAGAAGUCGGAUCUUAAGGUCCACAAGAGCCACUCUUAUGUCUUGUGGCUAAGACUUAUCACAUCUCCCUCCAAGACCAUUGUCAAUACCACGGACCACUACUGGGAGUGUAUUCAAACGGGUUUGACGAGCCCAUCUCACGAACAUAGGAAAUUUUGCUUAUCUAUUCUCCAAGUGUCUAUUAAAUCUAUUUCGAACUCGGCAACCUCAUUUCAAAAUAGUGUGAUGCUGUGGGAAUCAUCUAAAGCUGACCACUACCUCAAGGAAUGGUCAAGAUAUGUGACUCUUUUUGAGAUACUAGCUAUCGACACGUCGCUCCACCAAGCUGAAGCUGGCACGAAAGAUAUCAUAUCUUUAAUUUCUCCUGAAUCGUUAAUCCAUUCAUCCUGGGGCUGGUGCUUACUUUGCACUGGGUUUAGUGCUUCCAUGGACUCAGUAAGGAAAUUUGCAUUAUCGUUGUUAUUAUCCAUUCCUGCUAGUAACCUUUACCUUAUCACGACGGGGUUGCAAUUCUUGACUAAUGUUUUCUUGCCAAAUGCAAUGUUGGCAUCGCACUUCCAUGUAAGAAAGAUUGGAUGUACCAACGAGUAUAACUGUGAAUAUGGUGAAAGACUCCAGAACUUUGUCUACAAUAUUGUUUCAAGCGGAGAUAAAAUUUCGGAUCUGGAUUUAGUAUUGGCUGUCAAUGCUAUACUUAUCACUCUUAAUACUGCAGAAUGCUUUGACCCAGCAAAGAUUUAUGUUUCUUUAGGUUUACUCCAGGGUUUGAAACAAAAUAAAAUCUUGAAGUUUGAUAACGAAAUUACCCUCAAGAACCUAUUAAUACUUUCCGAGUACAGACCCGAAGGUGAAUUAUUUGAGACUGCCUUGCAGACUAUCACCUUGAGAUUAUUGCUAAGUUUCAAAUUGCAAGAUAAAGGAGAUUUAACUAAAUUUUUCAGUGCCUUGCAUAAAUAUGUGAAAUUUAAUGGAACCCGAAUUGUGAAUGAAAACAUGGAUUUAGUUCUUCAACUUUUACUUACCAAUGAUGUCAAGAAAGAGGAUCUUAGAUCGUUAUAUGAAGAAUCGGAAAUUCACAUUCAGGCAUUGAUUUUUGGGAUUACAGCCAGCACAGGCUAUUCAAAGGGUAUCAUCAGCUCUCCUAGCAUUAAUAGUUUACACCUAAUUGCAAUAAUACUACAACAAGAUCUUCAUAAUGAUAAACUACAAAUAAAUUAUGAUGAUUUUGCAUCCAGAAUUUGCGAUCGUGUUGACUUUACAGAUAAAGUGGAAGAGUUAUCCUUCUACCAAACAGUUGCUUCCAUAAAAGAUCAGAAGUGGAACGAUUUUGCUUUGUCGACUACCAAAACUACGGACUCUACAGCCAACCUUUGGAAAAUUAUUUCAGAUGAAGUCCAAUCCAACGAUCAGUUUACUUUGAUAAAUGUGUCAAAGAAACUUAAAUUCAUCAGUAGCAUUAAUAACUGCACAGAUCAUAGACUCAAAUUCACUAUAGAAGAACUCUUGUCAUUUAACUCUAUAUUAUUCAAGAACUCAAGAGAAAUUUCCAAAAUUUCCACAACCUUUUAUAAAGUGAGAGAGGAAGCAUUUGCACAGCUCUAUAAGAUGAUGGCCCGUUUAGUUUCUGAGGAUCCCAUUGAGGAGAUUGCUGUUGUUAGGGUAGUUGAAGUUGUUGAUUGCAAUUCUCUGAAUCCUGAGCUUAAUUUUGCAGUUCUGCAAUUACUCUUUAAUAUAAUAAAUUACCAACAGCUUAGUGUUACUACAUUGGAACUUGUUGCUUCAAAAUUGUUUGAAUUAUGGGAUACCUUGAACUCAGCAAGAUUAUUUUUAAACCAGAAAGAUUUACACUGUCACCUUAUUAGUACAAUGUAUCAUGAAAAGCUUUUAAGGGAAUCUGCGACAAAUGAAAGCAUUGGUUCGAUUCUUUUGAAGUUCGGUAGUGAAGUUUUAGAUAAUGCAUGUGGGAGAAGAUCUAUACUCCCAACCCUCACCAAGCAAAUCUCCGAUUUCCAGUUAAGUAAUGGUAAGGAUUUCGAGACAUGUUAUUGGAUUCCUGAAUUAUUGGUUCGUGGUUAUAUUAUCCAACAACUUACUAGCAAUGUUUUCAGAUUAGAAAAUAUCAUUGGUAAGUUGUAUGAUGAACAAGUCUCAACUACUGGUGAUAGUCGUAUUUACUUCAAAAUUUAUAACUUGGAGGAAAUCAGUGCCAGAAUUAACAUCAUGGCAAUUUUAGGAACUUGUGUUUCGAGCGAAUUUUCAAGAAGAAUCAUUGAUUUCGUCUUCGAGAAUGAAGAAGAAUUUCAUCUUUUGAAUGUGAUAAAGAGAACAGACGGAUUUGAAGAAUGGAGAAGAAUUCAAUUAAUGAGUAUUGUACUUAUUGCAAAUAGAAAUGUAACUACAGACUACAUGAUUGAAAAUUAUUUGACAACUUUUAUUGGGUUAUUGGAGACGGAUCCAAGUCCCUUGGUUAGGAUUUAUCUUGAAUGGAUGAUUGCAUCUUAUUUAUCUGAAAGUGAAGAGCAAACUAGGAAGACAUUCGACUACUUGAAAAAGCUAGUUGACAUGAAUGGAGGCAAGCCAACAUUAUUGACUUCUUACGAAAGAAUAUUGUGUAUGAUGAUAAGUCAACAAGAACCUUUGGAAAGACAAGUGAAUUUACUCACUGAGUUCUUGACUAUUGUAGUUCCCGCUGCCACAUCUAACAAGGCAAUGACCAGACAUUUUUCGUUAUCCUUAAUUUGCUCAAUCUACCCACAGAUUGUCCAAAAGAAGUUGAAUCUUGAUCCAAAUAUUUUUAAGGUAGUUGAAAACAUGUACCAAACUGCCAUCCUCUCAGAAUCAUACGACCAGCAUAGAUCUGGUGACGCCACCUUGUGGGACAUAGUGAAAGACAUGACCUUAGUCAGUAUUUCUGGUGGGGUCUUGCUAAGAGUUAGUGACAGAGAUAUAGAUUUCAUUACCAGAGAAUCAUAUGUCCAGAACUUGACUUCUGACCAACAAUCUGCACUUCAAGUUAAAAUCGGAGAGAACUUCGAGGAAUUAUGGAUAAAGGACAGAAAGUUACAAGGAGAUAAAAAGGUUAUCCAAAACAGAGAAGAAAAGGAAGAUGGCAAGGGUAAUAAGGUUACUCCAUUACAAACCAAGAGUGGUGCCUUAAAUUCCAUUGUUGAUGUAGAUAAUGAAAAGAUCAAUGUUGUUAGAAGCGACCUCAUUGUUGUCUCAUCAUUAGUUGACAAGCCACCUAAUUUAGGAGGUAUUUGUCGUUUGAGUGAUGUCUUGGGAGCUGGUUUGUUAACACUCCAUGAUUUGAAUGUUAAGAAUCAUUCGCAAUUUAAAACCGUUGCUGUGACUGCUGACCGUUGGAUGCCAAUGAUUGAAGUGAAACCAGAAGAUAUCAUUUCCUAUUUCCAUGAAAAGAAACGUGAAGGCUACACAUUAAUUGGGCUUGAGCAGACUGACAAAUCCGUGGAAUUAAACAGCGAGUUGAAAUUCCCUAAGAAGUCAUUAAUAUUACUUGGAAGAGAAAAGGAAGGUAUCCCUGGAGACUUACUUGCAGAAUUGGACUUCUGCGUAGAAAUAAAGCAAGUUGGUGUUAUCAGAUCAAUGAAUAUCCAAACUGCUACUGCUAUCAUUGUUCACGCAUACUCCACUCAACAUUGUUAG